AUGGACUAUGUCACGCGAGGGGUCUGCGGCCAAGAGUCAUGCCGUGAACGAAGGUACUAUCUCGAUAACGGUCUCUGGUUCUGUCGGCGCGGCCAUUUACAGGAGGGUCGUCAAAUCGAAGAAGAUCCAGAUGAUUUUGGAACUCAGGGUAGAACCCAUCGGGUGAAGCAUGAAAAGGAGGAGAGAUCUCGAAAGACUGCGCGAGGCCGGCAGGCAAAUACCCUUUUAUUGCAGGGCUAUCAAUUGAUUCUAUGGCAACAAUGUCAUGCUUUAGUGAACGAACAUGGCUUCCCAGAGGAAUUAGAGGGAGUGGUUCGCGACCUUUGGGCUCUAAGGCUCCGUGGCUUUUCUCUGAAGAUUACCCAGUCUGCUGAAGAUGAGGGUGAUGAAAGUGAGCCAGAGCUUUUUAGUUCCCAAGCUUCGGCGACAGAAGAUUCAGAUGAAAUGGGUUUAAAGUCAAGAUCUAGAUACCUUGAAUGGCCACGAUUGAUUGAAGCUGUCUGUCUUUGCUAUCUAGCAUCUGUUUUGAUGCGGUUGCCAAUCUGCGUCCACGACUUGCAUCGGUUAAUAGUCCGACAGGAACUUCCAUAUAUCAGGGCAUUGAAAACCGUCCCUUCAGAGAUCAAGCACAAACUUCCUCCAGAGUUUGUUGCAAUCCUUGAUAUCAAAAAAAUCCCAAAAUUGGAAACACUUCAUCGGACAUGUCGGGAUCUAGCCAUCUUCUAUCAACGCAAGUUUGGAAUUGUGCUUCCCUCAAUGAACUCUCCCAUCAUAUUAUACCGCCAUAUCAAACGACUAGCAGUUCCAAUUGAUGUCUACGAGAUAAUCAAAACUUUGCAAAGUUACCUCGGAUUCACAUUCAAAUAUCCCGACCAACUUGCCGAAAACAGGCGGAAACAUUCACUUCAUCUGCCUGAAGUCCAAAUGGUCGUUCUUAUCGUAAUGGCUACGAAGCUGCUCUUCCCAUUUGAUGAUAUAGAGCGACAUCCAGCCACAACUAUGGAACCCGCCACACAAAGCAUGAACUGGCAGGCAUGGAUGCAAGCGCAGCAGCAAUUUGAUGCCGAGAAAGUCACCGGUGUGGAAAUGGGCAAAGAAAAGAUCAUUCAAAUGACCGACUCGGAUGUCUUGGGGAUGGACCCCAGCAAACUCGACGAGUAUAUGGACUGGUAUGAAAAGAGCUGGUUGGGCACCCAAGCAGUCACAAAUCAGAUCACAGAUUUGUUCCCUGUCAGCCAGGAAUUUCCACAGCCUCUACCUGACUCCGAAGAGGCGCCUGAGAUCCCUGUUGAGGUGAACAAUGAGGAAGAAGCCUUAAAUACUAUGCUCCAGCGCGUUAUGGAAAGUGUAGUUGCCGUGCCCUCAGUGCCACGCGAAGAGGGCAAGAGACCUCCCAGGCCAGGUGUCUGGUACCAUCGAUACCGUUGGGUGUCUACACUUCCGGAAAAGGCACGAUUAUUUUACGAAAUAUCAGCUCAACUUGCAGGUGUUGACUUAGAAACACUUGUUAGAGCUGUUACCGUUGCUGAAUGGCGGGUUGCUCAUUGGCAAGACGAGCAACGUCGCGCGGAUUAUGCGGAAUUUGGAUUUGAUUCUAAUGAGGAAGAUGAUGAUAUGUAUGGUGAGGUAGGUGGAGAUAAUGAAGAUUUGGAUGAACUUCAACUUCGUGAACUUCAUGAACAAUGGUCGGACUUGGAUGUUGAUUAG
Messenger RNA from Penicillium malachiteum, 1707 nucleotides. Its product is annotated as TFIIB-type zinc finger domain-containing protein. Gene Ontology annotation, biological process: nucleolar large rRNA transcription by RNA polymerase I; RNA polymerase I preinitiation complex assembly. NCBI's taxonomy places the organism in Eukaryota, Fungi, Ascomycota, Eurotiomycetes, Eurotiales, Aspergillaceae. The coding region runs from base 1 to 1707 and encodes 568 amino acids. Gene Ontology annotation, cellular component: RNA polymerase I core factor complex; RNA polymerase transcription factor SL1 complex. The record is from RefSeq and is a predicted model, not a curated record. The transcript is spliced from 7 exons. Gene Ontology annotation, molecular function: RNA polymerase I core promoter sequence-specific DNA binding.